CGAGUGUAAACAAAGUGAGAAAUACAAGUUGCGCCUCUUGACCCAGUGAAGAAAUGCCUUGAAUUACAAGCUCAACGUUGUUGUUAGAAUAUUUACAAGGGUUGUUAUUAAUGGCAUAGAAGUGUUUGCGAAAUCAAGAGAGUCACCAUGUCAGGGAAAGUGGAUCUGAAAGUCGUCAUGCUGGGGCAGGCAGCAUGUGGUAAAACAAGCCUGGUGGAACGCUUCAUCUACAACAGAUUCAACAAUAACUACCAAGCCACAAUUGGGGCGGCAUUUGGUGCUCGUCGAAUGAAUGUCCAAGGAAGAGUAAUCUGUGUUGGUCUAUGGGAUACAGCUGGCAGUGAGAGGUAUCAAGCCAUGAGUCGGAUUUAUUACAGAGAUGCUGGAGCUGCUGUAAUAUGUUACGAUAUAACAGAAAUGGAAAGUUUGGAACGAGCGAAGUACUGGGUAACAGAGGUGCAGAAGAAUGAGGAAAGGUGCCACAUAUACCUGUGUGGCACCAAGCUUGACCUGGUUUUGGAAGAGCCCCAAGUGCGGCAGCUUGAUUACCAUGAUGUUGUAGAUUAUGCUGACCAGAGACCUGGGGAGACAUUUGCCUUGACAAAACAGGAAAGAUUCAUUUAA
Molecule: messenger RNA, 624 nt
Organism: Penaeus monodon (black tiger shrimp)
Lineage: Eukaryota; Metazoa; Arthropoda; Malacostraca; Decapoda; Penaeidae
Product: ras-related protein Rab-24-like
Exons: 5
Coding region: 148-624 (158 amino acids)
Molecular function (GO): GTP binding; GTPase activity
Source: RefSeq, a predicted model, not a curated record